UUGGCAGUACCCGCUAAGCUAAUAUAAACUAGUAAGAAACGAUUUUGUAUACAGUAAAACUAAAAUUUAUCGUUAAGUCAUAGGUACGCUCUAAAUAAUGAAUUGGCUUUAUAAGAUCUUAGCCGUAUUUUGUUUUACAUUAUUAUUAAGAUGUAGUUUAAGUGAUAAUUGUGAAAAUGAUUGUGCGCAUCCGACAGUGAAAUGCGAAGACGGAUCAUUAAGAGGAAAAGUUUUCAAAACAAAAGGAGGUCGAGAAAUUUUUGGAUUUUUAGGUAUUCCUUUUGCUAAACCACCAUUGGGCGAAUUGCGAUUUAAGCCUCCUGUGCCAUAUGGAGCAUGGAAUAAAACAUUCAAUGCUACUCAAAUACACACCAUCUGUCCUCAAAGAGACAUUUACAGAAGAUCUGAAACAUUUGAAGGCGAUGAAGAUUGUCUUUACUUGAACGUCUACUCGCCUCAGCUUCCAAGUGAGAACGAUACUCUUCUGCCAGUUAUGGUAUUUUUCCAUGGUGGCGGCUGGUUAUGUGGUGGCGGAAACACCAUGUGGUAUGGCCCUGACGUUCUACUCGAUAGAGAUGUUGUUUUGGUGGUACCGAAUUACCGUUUGGGCGCAUUAGGGUUUCUCAGUACAGGAGAUGGAAUAGUGCCAGGAAAUAAUGGCCUUAAAGAUCAAAACUUAGCUUUGAAAUGGAUACAAAGAAACAUCAAGGCCUUUGGGGGUAACCCGGAUAGUGUCACUAUUUUUGGAGAAUCUGCCGGUGGGUCCAGUGUGCAUUAUCAUAUGGUAUCACCUAUGAGCCGAGGUUUGUUUCAUCGAGUCAUAGCUAUGAGUGGAACAGCUCUUUGCGUGUGGGCUUCGGCACCCAAAAAUGAAAAUAUUGAGCACUCUAAACAACUUGCAAAGUCUCUGGAUUGUCCAACUGAUAAUUCCAAAGACAUGGUAGAGUGUUUACGAAAGGCUGAUGCAAUGGAUAUUAUUAAAAAGGAUACGAUAUUUAUGAAAUGGGAUUUUGAUCCCAUGAUACCAUUUAAGCCCACUGUAGAGCCUGACGUUGAAGGUGCCUUCUUAACGGAACAUCCAGUUGAGGCAGUUAAAAAGGGAAAGAGUGCACCGGUACCUAUGAUAGUGGGAAUAACUAAAAACGAUGGAGCUCUCAGAGCUGCAGGUUUGAUACGUAAUGAUCAACUUUUGGAAGAACUAAAUAAAGAAUUUGACAAAAUUGUUCCCGUAAGCUUGAUAUACGAAAAGACUGCUCAUAAUGUCAGCCUCAUUACAAAAGAAAUAAAGAAAUUUUAUUUUAAAAAUGAAAAAAUCGAUUGGUCUAAGAGAAAUGAAUUGGUAGAUAUGUAUACUGAUGGCUGGUUCCUCAACUGUGCGGACGAAACCGUGCAACUACAUAGAAAAUUCACUAAGGACCCUGUAUAUUAUUAUAUGUUCAGUCAUAGAGGAGUUGCUAGUUUCAGUAAAAUCUUUGGCGGUGGUGAGGAAGAUUAUGGUGUAUGCCAUGCUGAUGAUUUACAGUACCUUUUCCCUGUAGGAGACGGAUUAUUUCCAGAUAAAACACCAACCGAGUCAGACAAACAUGUUUCUAAGCUAUUCACUAGCUUAUUUGCUAAUUUUGCUCUUUCAGGGAACCCCACUCCUAUAUUAUCAAAAGACGUACCAGAAAAAUGGCACCCAGUGGAGACAGAACACAUGGAAUAUUAUAAUAUUGAUGCAGUAUCACCAGGAAUGAAUAAGGGACUGUACUUAGAGAGAGCCAAGUUUUGGAGAAAGUUAAAAUGGAACCGUUGGGAUCAUUCGGCAAUACCUGUUAAAGACGAACUAUAAAAUAAUACAAAGAUUAUUUAUGUCUAAACUAUAACAUUUAUAUGUAAAAUAAAUACUUGUAAAUAUGUAC
Sitophilus oryzae (rice weevil) is the source of this 1901-nucleotide messenger RNA. Its product is annotated as venom carboxylesterase-6-like. NCBI's taxonomy places the organism in Eukaryota, Metazoa, Arthropoda, Insecta, Coleoptera, Curculionidae. Bases 98 to 1831 code for a protein of 577 amino acids. The transcript has 10 exons. The record is from RefSeq and is a predicted model, not a curated record.